AUGUUGGCAGAAAACGGCGAGUGGGAGAUCGUCCACCGGCCGGCCAGGAGAAACAUCUACAAGCACAUCCCCAUGGACAGCAACAAGCACCAGGACAUCACCUUCUACCUGAUCAUCAAACGCAAACCUCUGUUCUACAUCGUCAACAUCAUCAUUCCCUGUGUGCUCAUCUCCUUCCUGGCCUGCCUCGUCUACUACCUGCCCGCUGACAGUCAGUGCACGUUUAAAGAGCAAUUUCAACCAUUUCUCCGUAACCUAGGGAAAAUAAAUACAGUCGUACUUAAACCAGUUAAACUGUCUCUCAGGUAUUUGAUGUUCAUCAUGGUGCUGGUUACUGUGGUCGUUUUAAACUGUGUGGUCGUCCUCAACCUGCACUUCAGGACGCCGAGCACGCACGUCAUGACUGAGUGGACCAAGAGGUUUUUCCUCGAACGGUUGCCUCGGCUCUUGCUCAUGUCCCACCCUGCGGAGGCAGAGCCGGCGUGGGAUGGAGCGUUGCCGCGACGAUCGAGUUCAGUGGGUUACAUCGCCAAAGCGGACGAGUACUACACCGUCAAGUCUCGCAGCGAGCUGAUGUUUGAGAAACAAUCGGAGAGACACGGCUUCACCACUCGAGUCACCCAUGCAGCAUUGGUGAAACCCCAGGAUGACGGAGGUGUGACGGAUCAGCUGUACUCUGAAAUGAAGCCAGCUGUGGACGGAGCGAACUACAUCAUCAAACACAUGCGCAACAAGAACGAAUACAACGAGGAGAAAGAUAACUGGAGCGGCAUCGCUCGCACCGUCGACCGCCUCUGCCUCUUCCUGAUCACUCCUGUGAUGAUCCUUGGCACCAUCAUCAUCUUCCUGAUGGGAGCCUGCAACAGUCCUCCAAGUCUGCCCUUUGAAGGAGACCCGCAUGACUACAUGGAGAACCACGCACGUCUGCUUAGCACAUGAACAAAAGCACCCAACACAGCAGAGAGCUGCUGCUGUGUUCAUAUCCUGAGGUUUGUUACUCUGUAUGACAAAAUACUGUAGCUGUGUGUUUUCUUGUGUCGAAUGAAUAAGUCUGUAUUUGAUUUAAUCCAGUGUUUGUGGUUUGAAUAAACAUUUAUAAUCAGAAA
This is a messenger RNA of Neolamprologus brichardi, 1106 nucleotides long. The record is from RefSeq and is a predicted model, not a curated record. NCBI's taxonomy places the organism in Eukaryota, Metazoa, Chordata, Actinopteri, Cichliformes, Cichlidae.